CACGUGCUUUAAGUGAGGAUGGACUUCCUCGGUGGGGGACAGAACCUGGUUACAGAGGAUGUGACGGUAGUGGAGGGAGAUGUGGCCACCAUCAGCUGUCGAGUCAAAAACAGCGAUGACUCAGUGAUUCAGCUGCUGAAUCCCAACAGACAGACCAUUUACUUCCGAGACUUCAGGCCGUUGAAGGACAGCAGGUUUCAGUUAGUGAAUUUCUCCAACAGUGAACUCCGAGUGUCAUUGACAAAUGUCUCCGUUUCUGAUGAAGGAAGAUACUUCUGCCAGCUCUACACUGAUCCUCCGCAGGAAAUUUAUACUACUAUUACAGUGCUUGUCCCGCCACGCAAUUUGAUAAUUGAUAUCCAGAAAGAAAUUGCCGUCGAAGGAGAAGAGAUUGAAUUGAACUGCACUGCCAUGGCCAGCAGACCAGCCACCACGAUCAGAUGGUUCAAAGGGAACAAGGAGCUAAGGGGCAAGUCUGAAGUGGAGCAGUGGUCUGAUAUGUAUACAGUGACCAGUCAACUUCUGUUGAGAGUGGGACGGGAGGAUGACGGCAUCCCUGUCAUCUGUCUGGUGGAUCACCCUGCUGUCAAGGAUUUGCAGAUCCAGCGCUACCUAGAAGUCAUGUAUAAGCCUGAAGUGCGGGUUUCGAAGAAUUACCCGGUGCAAGGCCUAACAAGAGAAGGGGAGCCCCUCGAACUGUCCUGUUCCGUUUUUGGAAAACCACAGCCUACGGACAUGAGAUGGUUAAGAGUAGAUGAUGAGAUGCCUCAACACGUUGUACUGUCUGGUACAAACCUUCUCAUUAGUAACCUAAACAAAACAGAUAAUGGUACAUACCGCUGUGAGGCUUCAAACGUGGUGGGGAAAUCAUAUGAGGAUUACAUGCUGUUUGUAUACGAUCCCCCUACAACUCUCCCUCCUCCCACAACAACCACCACCACCACCACCACCACCACCAUCCCUACCACCAUCGCAGACACAACGGCGACGACAGAACCGGCAGUUCACGGCUUUACUCAGUUGCCAAAUUCGGCAGAGGAGCUGGACUAUGGGGAUCUCUCAGAUUCUCGAGCAGGUGAGGAAGGGUCGAUAAGGACCGUGGACCACGCAGUGAUCGGCGGAGUCGUCGCCGUGGUGGUGUUCGCAAUGCUCUGCCUGCUCAUCAUAUUAGGGCGAUACUUUGCGAGACAUAAAGGUACAUACUUCACUCAUGAAGCCAAAGGAGCAGACGAUGCAGCCGACGCAGACACAGCGAUAAUCAAUGCAGAAGGAGGACAGAACAACUCCGAAGAAAAGAAAGAGUACUUCAUCUAGAUCAGCCUUGGUUCCAAUGAGGUGUCCAACCGUGGACAGUUACUGGCCCAAUUUAGAUGAUAAAGAGACAGUGAUGUUGAAAGUUGCGACCAGCUUGUGUCUUUUUCUUUUUCCUUUUUCUUUU
Molecule: messenger RNA, 1438 nt
Organism: Alligator sinensis (Chinese alligator)
Lineage: Eukaryota; Metazoa; Chordata; Crocodylia; Alligatoridae
Gene: CADM1
Product: cell adhesion molecule 1
Exons: 12
Coding region: 19-1314 (431 amino acids)
Biological process (GO): detection of stimulus; cell recognition; susceptibility to natural killer cell mediated cytotoxicity
Cellular component (GO): neuron projection; synapse; plasma membrane
Molecular function (GO): signaling receptor binding
Source: RefSeq, a predicted model, not a curated record